AUGUGUCGCGACGCCCUCAGUGCCCCUAUAUGGUCAUCUGAACUCGGCCCCGUAGCGCCCUCCUUAUACGUAGUAACGUGCACAUCUGGCAUUCGCACGCUAAUGCCAAUCGGAAAACGUCCCACUGACCAGAUACUUCGAACGGAGUGCAACGCGCUGCGAACGACUGUCGCUAAGCAGGAUGCGCCUCUGGCGUUAGGAUUCAACGCGGCACGGUCCUUCCGCCGUUCCGAAUUGAGCGCGCGUAGAACCAUGUCGAGCAACGGG
Messenger RNA from Iphiclides podalirius (scarce swallowtail), 267 nucleotides. The record is from the annotation of a GenBank genome assembly. Lineage: Eukaryota; Metazoa; Arthropoda; Insecta; Lepidoptera; Papilionidae.